AUGGCCUCGGACGACCAUGCGCACCGCCGCAACCAGUCCGACAACAACGCCAUUCCCUUGCGUAACCUCACCCAGAAUGGCGCCGAUCGGACUGGUGGCCUCUCCAGGCACGACCCGCAUCAGAGAAGCCUUAGCGACAGGGCCAGAGAAAUGGUCGGCGCCGGCAGCAGAAGUCGUGACCCGCAAUACGCACCCAUAUAUAAUAGAGAGCGGGACGAGUCUCCAACUCCACGUCCACGGGGCGGUCAAAGAAACACUCCGACGAUAGCCUUCGUGACAACGCCGUCUGGCCAGCACGAGCGAAUACCAGACGAGGAUGACGAGGCUCCGAUGUCACCCGUUGCAGACAGAGGUGCAUUCCAGUCAGCCAUUGGAUUCGCGGGGCUCAGCUUCAACGCGCAGCACAGUUCUGCAGAAGACUCAGACGAAGAUUUCCCUGAGCAUCCCACGUCGAUUACAGGACGCUCCACGCCCAGAGCCACGACAAACAGUCUGCCUCCGUUGCUCACGAGUAGUAGCAUGGAUAGCAUGGUGCCUGUGCAAUUAGACGACGGUCCUGCGUUUCUGUCGCCAGGCGCUGCUGAUGAGGAGGAUACGAUUCCAUUGACUGAUUCGUCACGUUUACAACCGUCGAACACGGCGAAUACAAGUACUGGCCAGAAGCACGACAGACAACGAAGCCGGGCUGGAUCGGCUCUCAGUGGCUUGAGUGUCCGCUUCCAAGGAGCAACACGAUCUAGGAGUGGUUCGAGGCUUGGAGAUGAUCUAGCGAACAUCGAGCUGGGCUCCCACAGCUCUUCGGAGUUGAACAGGAGCCCGUCAAGCCGUAGGCCAUCUUCAUCGGCGAUGGGAGAUUCUCCAUUCACAAGAACGGGCACAAUGCUUCGCAAGAUGUCACAACGAGUGGUCAACCUCAGCAAUGAAUCUGAAGUAGUGGAAAGGACAACGCCACGCAAGUCAUCCAUAAUGCAACCAAGUAUCAACGACUCUUCGAUACCUGAGGCUGGACUAGAUGGAUCUGCGCCGCCAAAGUCACCUGCGAGCGAAAAAAGACCAUCAAUCACUGUACCGGAGCUACCUGAACUGCCAGUAAUUGAGCGCAACCCACUGAGAGGGAAGAGUCUUGGUAUCUUUUCACCAGAGAGCAAGAUUCGCAGAGCAUUGUUGGGAUUUCUGGUGCAUCCGCUGGUUGAGCCUCUCAUUCUGGUCCUCAUUGUUGUGCAAACAAUCAUCCUAGCCGUCGAUUCGGCGCCAAAUGUGAAUUCCGACCCGCGGCCUACAACCUGGGGCAACAGCUGGACGGACUAUCUACUUCUUGGCAUCUUCAUAGUCUACACCAUCGAAAUGGGCAUCAAAAUCGUAGUGUCCGGCUUCAUGUUCAAUCCAACAGAGUACAGCACCAUCGAUCGCAGCGUCGGCAUCCGGCAGGCUCUCAAGAAGAAGGCAGAUGCUCUUUUUGCAUUGCAUAGAAGGCCAUCGACACGGGGUCUCCGAAGCGAGAACCUCAGUCAUCACGCUCCAAUGCCGGCGCCCGAGUCACUUUUGCGCACUUUUACUACACAGACCUUCGAUGACAUACCUGGCGGGUCUCGGCAGGCGCAAAAGAAGCGGCUGGCCUACAGAGCAUUUUUGCGACACUCUUUCAAUCGCCUGGACUUUGUAGCAGUAGUGUCAUUCUGGAUCAGUUUCGCGCUCGGUGCUGCCGGAGCGGAAUCCAGAUACCAGAUGUACGUGUUCCGCAUGUUGAGCUGCCUCCGGAUUCUCAGGCUUCUCGGAAUUACCAGUGGCACAUCUGUCAUUCUUCGUAGUCUGAAGCGUGCUGCGCCGACCCUGCUUAACGUUGCAUUCCUGAUUGGGUUCUUCUGGCUCCUGUUCUCCAUUAUCGGCGUGCAAACUUUCAAGUCCAGCCUGCGAAGGACAUGUACAUUCUUGGACUCGGGUAACCUUUCGAACAACACGCAAAACCAGCCUCCCCCGGCAGGAAACUUCCAAUUCUGUGGAGGUUGGCUUGCAGACAACGGAACGGCAAUGCCUUGGUUGAAAGCGGACGGAACUUGGGGUAUCGAAGAGCAUAAGGGCUAUCUAUGCCCCCAAGGCUCGGUCUGCAUGGAGGGAGGAAACCCUUACAACAACACGCUCAGUUUCGACAACAUCCUGCAGUCUUCCGAGAUGGUAUUCGUGGUGAUGACAUCCAAUACCUUCUCAGACGUCAUGUACUAUCUCAUGGACUCCGACUAUCUGGCCGUAGCCCUAUACUUCGCCUUUGGGAUCAUCUUCCUGACAUUCUGGCUUAUCUCGCUGCUAAUAGCUGUCAUCACCUCUUCAUUCCAGGUCAUUCGGGAAGAAAGCCGAAGCAGCGCAUUCAUGGCACAAGAAGACCCAGCAGAAGACGAGGAAGAAUCUUCCGACCAGGAUGGUCCCAAAAGCCAACGUCAACCGGGCUCGACCAUCCAGCGCGCAUAUGAGAAAUCGUAUUGGGUAUGGAUUUCCGUUAUCGUCUUCGACCUGGUUGUGCAAAGUUUGCGAACGGAUACCAUGGGACCCUUUCGGCGGGACUUCAUUAGCGUCACCGAGGUGAUCGUGACUCUGACUCUGUUGUUCGAAAUCAUCUUCCGAUUUGUGUCUGACUGGAGAGAUUUCCGACACCAUCGCCGGAACUGGUUCGAUCUGUUCCUUGCGAUCAUGACAGCAAUCAUCCAAUUGCCUCCGAUCAAAAACUCCGGCGAUCCCUACGCGUGGCUCACUAUAUUCCAGAUUCUCAGGAUAUACCGAGUGGUUCUGGCUGUUCAAAUGACCCGAGAUCUGAUCAUGCUCGUUUUGAGGCACGUUUCUGGUGUCUUGAAUCUGAUUUUAUUCGUCUUCCUGCUCACUUUCCUGGCUGCUAUCUUUGCCGCUCAGCUUUUCCGUGGACAGCUUCCAAAUCUCGAUGGCCAAGGCAAUUACGUGCAAGUGACCUUCGCCACCAUCUUCAACUCGUUUCUGGGCAUGUAUCAGAUCCUUUCGUCGGAGAACUGGACCGAGGUUCUGUUCAACGUGACUCGCUUUGACCACCAAUACGGGACAGCUUGGAUUGGCGCCAUGUUCUUUAUCAUCUGGUUUACCUUGGCCAACUUCGUCGUGCUGAAUAUGUUUAUUGCUGUCAUUCAAGAGAACUUCGAUGUUUCGGAAGAUCAGAAGCGAAUGCAGCAGGUCAGGAUGUUUCUCCAGCGAAAAGAACUUGACAGCAACAAUGCUGGCGGAACACUGUCAUUGUCUUCUAUCUUCAAAUUCGGGAUGACGAAACGGCAGGAUCCUUUGGACUAUGGCUCGGCUGCUACUGAAAUGCUGCUGAAAGAUGCAGUAGUCCGCGACUUCUUAGACGAAGAAGUAGAGGAAGAUGCAGGGUUGAAACGUACGGGCACUGCUGGGCUGAACUCGGCAUCCACCCUCAAAGUGCUCUCACAGCCCGCCGGUUGGGCACAGCGAAUCAAGGAGAAGCUGACCAAACGUCUAUUCAACCGCGAACCGAAUCCAUUUUACGCGAAGCUAGAGCUUACAAAACCCUACGAAGAACUCGACCCAAGAAGUCUGGCGCAAGAAGUUGUCAACGCGGCUGAGCAACGUAAGAUAUCGCAGCGCACGUACUUAAAAUUGCACCCGAAAUACAACGUGUCGCUCUUCAUGUUCAAGCCCGGCAACCGGAUACGCAAAUUGUGCAUGCGCAUCGUAGGCCCAGGACGGGGCACAAGAAUUGAGGGCGUACAGCCCAAUCCCACGAUCUGGUAUACCUUUUCUGCUUUCAUCUACGCCGCUAUUGUGGGAAUGGUGUUACUUGCUUGCGUUACGACACCACUUUUCCAGCUGGAAUACUUUCGAAAGAACGCUAGCGUUAGCGACCGAUUCAACUGGUUCGUCUACACUGACAUUGGGUUUGCUGGGCUUUUCACGGUUGAGGCUGUCAUCAAAGUCAUAGCUGACGGCUUCUUCUGGACACCCAACGCGUACUUCCGCAGCUCCUGGGGCUUCAUAGACGGGAUCGUGCUCAUCACGCUUUGGGUCAACGUCUUCACAUCGCUGUAUGAUCCGGGAAGUGGAUCGCGUGCAGUCGGUGCAUUCAAAGCUCUCAGAGCUUUGCGACUCCUGAACGUCAGCGACAGCGCCAGAGACACCUUCCACUCGAUCAUCAUCCUAGGAGGCUGGAAGGUCCUCAGUGCGGCCUUUGUGUCGCUGAGUUUGCUGAUCCCGUUCGCCAUCUAUGGAUUGAACCUUUUCGCCGGCAAGAUGGCAUGGUGCAACGACUGGCAGCAAUACGACGUUCACAACCUGACUGACUGUGUCGGCGAGUCUGUAUUCUCGCCCAUCGGGUAUAACAUGCUGGCACCACGUCGCGUUGCGCCUGUCGACUACUCAUUUGACUUCGACUCGUUUGGAGAUGCGCUCUUCAUUCUCUUCCAAGUCGUCUCGCAAGAGGGCUGGGUUGAUCUCAUGUGGAGUGGGCAAUCCAUUACGGGCGUUUUUACUCAACCAGCCUGGUUCUCGCAGCAAGGCAAUGCGGUCUUCUUCGUGGUUUUCAACUUGCUUGGCGCAGUCUUCGUGCUUACACUUUUCGUGUCCGUGUUCAUGCGCAACUACACAGAGCAGACCGGAGUUGCCUUUUUGACAUCAGAGCAGCGCUCGUGGUUGGAGCUGCGGAAGUUGCUACGACAAGUGGCGCCUUCGAAACGACCGAAUCGGCAAAAGCAGCGGCAAAGCUGGCAGGAGUGGUGUUACCGUCGAGCUGUCACCAAGAAUGGCCGCUGGCAACGGACUAUCACCGGGAUCCUAAUCGCGCAUUUGGUCCUCCUGUGCUUGGAGUGGUAUCCAGAACCUGAGGCUUGGGAGCUCACCAGAAUGUUUGUCUUCUUCAUUUUCGCGCUGUUCUACAUGGCCAACAUCAUCAUUCGCCUGGUGGGUCUGUCCUGGACUCGAUUCCGCAGGAGUGCCUGGGACGUCUACUCCAUGAUUGUCGUUGGUGCUACUUUUGUCACAUCCAUCAUGGUGUUUUGGAACAUUACCAACGGCGCAUACACCCAGACGCAUAAGCUGCUUUUGGUGGCGGUCGCGCUGCUGCUCAUUCCUCGAAACAAUCACCUCGAUCAGCUGUUCAAGACAGCCGCCGCGAGUUUUAGUCCCAUCGCAAACCUGCUGGCCACCUGGUUCGUGCUGUUCUUGGUGUACGCCAUUGCAUUCACCCAGACCUUUGGUCUGACACGCUUUGGCGCCAACGAGACAGACAACGUCAACUUCCGCACGGUACCCAAAGCCCUCAUUCUCCUUUUCCGACUCAGUGUGGGCGAGCAGUGGAAUCAAAUAAUGAUGGACUUUGCCAAUAUCGAGCCCCCCUACUGCACGUUGUCGGAAAAGUACUACGAGGGCGACUGCGGAAGCAAGCAAUGGGCGUAUGCACUUUUCGUCUCCUGGAACAUCAUCAGCAUGUACAUCUUCGUCAACCUGUUCAUCUCAUUGAUCUACGAGAGUUUCUCGUACGUCUAUCAGAAAAGCAGCGGCCUUUCCAUCAUCAGCAGGGAGGAGAUUCGACGAUUCAAGCAGGGUUGGGCAGAGUACGACCCCGACGGGACUGGAUAUAUUUCCAAGGAAGUUUUCCCGAGAUUCCUGGGCGAGCUCUCCGGUAUCUUUGAGAUGCGCAUAUACGACGGCGACUUCACGAUCAGCGCGCUUCUUGAGGACUGUCGCAUUGGCCCACGGAGAGCGUCGCAAUUACACGUGGAUGGAGAAUCCUCAAGUAAGGGUGAGAUUGACAUUGCGAAACUGAACCGGCGACUGGCAGAGCUCCCGAUUGAGCAGAUUCGAAAGCGCAGGCAACGAAUGAACACGUUCUAUGAAGAAGUACUGGUGUCUGCGGACCCUGAUCGAGGCAUUGCCUUUAACGCACUGCUGAUGAUUCUGGCGCACUACAAAGUAAUCAGUGACAACAAAGCCUUGAAACUGGAGGAGUUCUUGAGGCGGAGGGCCCGGCUGCAGCGUGUAGAGGAAGCGGUCAACCGCAACAUUGUUGUGGGCUUCUUCGACACGCUAUAUUGGUCACGGAGAUUCCGCAGACGACUGGAUGCGAAGAAGGACGCUCGGAUGACUGCGAUUCCUACUUUUGGCGUUCCGGAGAUCCUGGUGCAAGAUGAAGGUGGGGAUGAUGUGACGCAGGCGAAGAAGUUUGACGUUCCUUCCGUCAGUGUGACUCCCGUCGACUACGAUGCGAUGGACACUGCGGAGUCGUUGGGUGUAGGACGAGCGCCAGCCAGCGGGGCGGAGGUCGAUGACGGCUCACCAUCGGUGUCAGGCAUAAGGAACCGGAGCAGCUCGAUCCAACUCUCGCCGGUGGCGUCUCCGACGAGAGAAGAGUUCAAUCUCUCUCCUCACCAUCGGCCGUCACCCUCGAGCAGCAGCAUUCAACCGGACUGGCACUUCGCGGCGGCGAUGGAAGGGGCCAGCAGAGUCUCACCUCCGGGCAGUCCGAGACUGAGCGACACGGAUGCUGAAGCAGCGCGCAGCCGAGCCAAUAGCGCGGUAAGCCAACACGAGAUGAUGGGCAUGUUCCAAGACUCGGCGUGGGGGCAGAGUAUGAGUCGAAGCUUCACACAGAAGCGACCGAGCGACCGCAGGCCGUCGUAA
Molecule: messenger RNA, 6645 nt
Organism: Lecanosticta acicola
Lineage: Eukaryota; Fungi; Ascomycota; Dothideomycetes; Mycosphaerellales; Mycosphaerellaceae
Source: the annotation of a GenBank genome assembly